AUGAAGUGCCAGUACCGGAAAAGGUGUGGCCGGAAUUAUCUAGUAUUUUUUAUAACAAUAGUAUUAAUAAUCUCCGGCGCCGGAGCAGGUAGGGCGAAGAAGGUAAAACUCGUGGAGAACUUUUACCGAUCAAGUUGCCCUCCGGCGGAGUAUAUAGUGAGAAGUGUAGUCAACCACUUUCUCUCAUUAAACCCUGGCCUCGGCGCCGGUCUUCUUCGUUUGCACUUCCAUGAUUGCUUUGUUAAGGGUUGCGAUGCAUCGGUUUUACUAGAUUCAAUAACCGGACAACCACUAGUAGAAAAAGACCAUCCAGCCAACAAUGGCAGUUUACGUGGCUUCCAAGUAAUCGACGCCGCCAAAACAAAACUCGAAACAACAUGUCCAGGAAUCGUUUCAUGCGCCGACAUCCUCGCUUUCGCCGCACGCGACAGUAUCUACAAACUCGGAAACAUAUGGUACGAACAACCUUCCGGUCGCCGUGACAGCACAAUCUCUCUCUUAACCGACGUUUCCGGCAACCUCCCUCCUCCUUUCUUCAACGCCACCCAAAACGCCGCCAUUUUCGCCAACAAGGGUUUCAAUGCCGUCGAAAUGGUAACCUUAUCAGGUGCACAUUCAAUUGGGAUCGCCCAUUGCAGUUCGUUUGCUAGCCGAUUAUAUCCGACCGUCGAUCCGACGAUGGAUCGGUCGUACGCGGCGGUUUUGAAGAGAAUUUGUAAAGGAGAUAUGGCGAAGACGACGGUGAAUCAGGAUGGGAUUACGCCUGAUCGUUUGGAUAAUAAGUAUUAUGUGGAUUUGAUUGGUAAUAAGGGUUUGUUUGUUUCGGAUCAGAGUAUGUUGAUUAAUGAAUCGAUGAAGAAGGAGGUGGUGAAGAAUGCUAGGUAUGGUUCGGAUUGGUCGAGGAAAUUUGUUACUGGUAUGGUGAAAAUGGGGAAACUUGGGGUUUUAACGGGAAAUAAUGGAGAGAUUAGGUUGAAUUGCCGUGUCAAGAAUACUAAUUAA
This is a messenger RNA of Impatiens glandulifera, 1002 nucleotides long. Its product is annotated as peroxidase 5-like. Gene Ontology annotation, molecular function: peroxidase activity; heme binding. The coding region runs from base 1 to 1002 and encodes 333 amino acids. The record is from RefSeq and is a predicted model, not a curated record. The transcript has 2 exons. Gene Ontology annotation, cellular component: plant-type cell wall; plasmodesma. Gene Ontology annotation, biological process: response to oxidative stress; hydrogen peroxide catabolic process. NCBI's taxonomy places the organism in Eukaryota, Viridiplantae, Streptophyta, Magnoliopsida, Ericales, Balsaminaceae.